GUGAGGCAUGCAGACUUUUCCAUCACCGUAAAACUCCUUCAACCCCAAAGGGCCACAGAUUUCCUACGUGCAGCCUGACAUGAAUCUCCGCUCUCCGUGCUUACAGUGAGGAUCAGAAGCAUGGCCCAGGCAAGAAUAUGUUUAGUCGUGUUUUUCAGUUCUGCCUAUCUUUUCUGUACUGUGCAGGCUCAGUAUGAGAAAUACAGCUUCAAAAGCUUUCCAGCGAACGACCUGAUGCCGCUGGAGUCUGCGUACGGACACGCGUUAGAGAUGUACGCGGCUCAGGACUGGAAGCAGAGCGCUGAAUAUCUGGAGCUGAGCCUGCGGCUUCACCGGCUGCUGAAGGACAGCGAAGCGCACUGCAGCCAGAACUGCAGCGCUGUGGGCCGGGAACACGAGGAGAACAACACGGAAACUACCCUCUUGAUCAUGGGGCACAUCAUAAUGCGAGCUGCAUGCCUGAAAAGGUGCAAAACAAACUUUCCCGUGUUUUCAAAAUCAUAUCCUAAGCGAGAGACUUUGGGUGCUUUUGAACAGAGGAUACCCUACCGGUACCUUCAAUACGUCUACUACCAGAUGAAUGAGUUGGAGAGAGCGGUUUCGGCAACACACACGUAUCUACAGAGAAACCCUGAGGACCCCCUUCUAUCUAGGAGUCUUAACUACUAUAAAAGCCUGUUUGACACAGAGGAGUACCUCGUAGACCAUGAGGAGAAGCCCUGUGAGGCAUUAUUCAUGAAGGCUGUAAAGCUGUAUAAUUCGGGGGAUUUUAGCAGCAGUGCUCGAGACAUGGAGCUGGCGGUUGCUGAGUAUUUUAAAACAUUCAACACGUGUUUGAUGUCCUGUGAGGGGUCAUACGAUGUGCAGGAGUUUAAAGACUUCUACCCCACCUUAGCCGAUUUCUAUUUUGAAGUAAUGAAGUGUAAAGUAAAAUGUGAGGAAAAUUUGGUACCAAAUGUUGGUGGUUUCUUUGUGGAGAAAUUUGUUGCCACCAUGUACCACUACAUGCAGUUUGCUUAUUACAAAUUAAAUGAUGUGCGAAAUGCAGCGUCGUGUACAGCAAGCUAUAUGCUGUUUGAUGCAGACGAUCAAGUAAUGCAGCAGAACAUGGCCUACUACAGAUUCCACAGACAACAGUGGGGACUGCAGGACGAGCAUUUCGAACCACGACCAGAAGCUCUUACAUAUUUCAAUCAAACUACCAAACUGAGGGAACUUCUGGAGUUCGCACAGAAUUAUUUACAGACAGAUGAUGAGGAUACUGUAAGUUCAGAGGAAGCAGCAUCAGCUCUGUCAAGUACUCCUGAUGAAGAGUUUGAGGGAAUCGGGGACUACGAGGAGUCUUUCCUUGCUGAAUGGUGGCAGGAACCCAAAACUAAAGGAGAUACAGGAGAACCAGCUGAAUAAACACAAACCAAAUCAUAUACAAUUAUUUAUACUGGUACUUUGGGGGAGACUUCGUCUGGUGUCUUCCUCAUCCCCUGUUGACUCUUUUCCCCUUUUUCAUUGGAGAUGAAUUGUACCAUAUCCAUUCUAACUUUACUUUUAACUAGAACAUUUGGAGCUUUUGUAAUAUUUUUAUGCAAGAAGUUUUAUAAAAACCGUCUCUAACCCAGAUUUUGUUGAGUUUAGAUGAGCUCAUUGAAACUGGAGACACAUCACCAAUCUAACCUCUGCUUAACGAAAUCAGGUCUGUGUUGGGAAUAGUAUUUUUACGUGUUAAUACUGUUUUUUUAUGUCUUUUGUUGCGCUCCCAUGUAUUUCAUGAUGUGUUAUCUAUGAAGAAAAUAUUUUUGUUGAUAUGAAAUGUAUCUGCAUCUUUCCACAUGCAAUCUCUGUAAUUCUGACUCACAUAUAGCUGUUUUAAUUUCAGGCUAUAUAAGAGAGUUGCUGAUAUUGCCUUAUUUUAUAUUGUUUUUAGGUUUUACCUUUACUGAUAAGGAAGAGUAUAUAUCAUAAGAAUAUGUGUAUAUACACCUGAUGUGACAUAUAUUAGAAACAUACUAUAAGGCAGUGUUUGUAUCUGUUCUGUCUGUGAAGCAAUGAAUCCAGGGAUCUCGAGACAAAAAAUAAAUAAA
Sinocyclocheilus grahami is the source of this 2078-nucleotide messenger RNA. Its product is annotated as synaptonemal complex protein SC65-like. Gene Ontology annotation, biological process: peptidyl-lysine hydroxylation; collagen fibril organization. Gene Ontology annotation, molecular function: protein binding; collagen binding. Gene Ontology annotation, cellular component: endoplasmic reticulum. Bases 121 to 1407 code for a protein of 428 amino acids. NCBI's taxonomy places the organism in Eukaryota, Metazoa, Chordata, Actinopteri, Cypriniformes, Cyprinidae. The record is from RefSeq and is a predicted model, not a curated record. The transcript is spliced from 8 exons.